Molecule: messenger RNA, 165 nt
Organism: Soboliphyme baturini
Lineage: Eukaryota; Metazoa; Nematoda; Enoplea; Dioctophymatida; Soboliphymatidae
Source: the annotation of a GenBank genome assembly
GUUACCGGCGUACAAAGAAUGUUGAAAGCGAAGAAGGUGGAGCGCGCAGAUUUCGGCGAAAUUGGUCGAAUGAACGACCAGAGUAACCGGAGCACAUUCGAAGGCGAAGGACCCGAGCGAACCCCUCUCAGGCGCCAUUCCGAUAUUAGCGAAACGCUGCGAUGA